GUUGUUGUUACCAUGUGGUUCAUGCCUUCGGUAGUGGAUCUCCGUGGGUUCCACCUCGGUUUGAUUUGAUUGACACGAUUCUUCCUUACGUGACGUUUUCUUCUUCAAUUUUCGAAACGACGCGUUUCAUUUCUUCUUCUGCAUUUCAUAUGAACCAAGGAAUAAGCUUGAAGCCGUGACUCGUGGAAGCUUCUUCAUCUUUAGUCCGCCGUUCACAAAUGGCUCUGCAAGUACUCGGCUGCACGAGCCGCCCAAUCCGCGUCUCCCUUCACCGGUGUUCUGUUAUCUCUACUAGUGACAAUAUCAGAAGGAAGAAUCUCCGAUUUGUUAGAAACCCGAGAUUGUCGUUUUCUCUUCAAUCUUCAAGUAGAAAUUACCGGUUACCUUCGAUUAAUUGCUCGACGGUGAAUGGAGCAGUAGCGGAAACUGCGGAAUAUUACGAAGGAGAAGGAGAUAACGUUUCAGUUCCUGAGAAAAUUAGGCAAUGUAUUGAUUUCAUCCGGACGAUUUUACCAGGUGGAAGCUGGUGGAGUUUCUCCGAUGAGGUUGAUGGUAGGUUCAUUGCGAAGCCUGUUACUGUUUGGCGUGCUUUAAGUCGGAUGUGGGAGCUUGUGGCUGAGGAUCGUUGGGUUAUCUUCGCUGCGUUUUCCACUCUUAUCGUAGCCGCGCUUUCAGAGAUAACUAUUCCGCAUUUUUUAACUGCUUCGAUCUUCUCGGCACAAAGUGGAGAUAUCGCUGUGUUUCGUCGAAAUGUCAAGCUCUUGGUUACGUUAUGUGUUACUUCAGGCAUUUGCAGUGGCAUACGAGGAUGCUUCUUUGGGAUUGCUAACAUGAUACUUGUGAAACGAAUGAGGGAAACACUAUACUCCACUCUUCUCUUCCAGGAUAUAUCAUUUUUCGACUCUCAAACUGUUGGUGACUUAACAAGCAGACUUGGAUCAGAUUGUCAGCAAGUCUCGAGGGUCAUCGGAAAUGAUCUGAACAUGAUAUUCCGCAAUGUUCUUCAGGGUACAGGGGCAUUGAUUUAUUUGCUAAUUUUGUCUUGGCCCCUUGGGCUGUGCACAUUGGUGAUAUGCUGUAUUUUGGCUGCGGUUAUGUUCGUUUAUGGGAUGUACCAAAAGAAGACAGCGAAGCUAAUUCAGGAGAUCACAGCUUCUGCAAAUGAAGUCGCUCAAGAGACAUACUCUUUGAUGAGAACCGUUCGUGUAUAUGGGACAGAGAAGCAAGAGUUUAAAAGGUACAAUCACUGGCUUCAGAGAUUAGCGGAUAUAAGUUUGAGACAGAGUGCUGCAUAUGGUAUUUGGAACUGGAGCUUCAACACUCUAUACCAUGCAACUCAGAUUAUUGCUGUCCUGGUUGGAGGAUUGUCUAUCUUAGCUGGUCAAAUAACAGCAGAGCAGCUGACAAAGUUUCUGUUGUAUAGUGAAUGGUUAAUCUAUGCUACAUGGUGGGUGGGAGAUAAUUUAUCAUCUUUGAUGCAAUCAGUUGGAGCGAGUGAAAAGGUCUUCCAAAUGAUGGAUCUCAAGCCAAGUGAUCAAUUCAUAUCAAAAGGAACGAGACUGCAGAGACUGACAGGACAUAUCGAGUUUGUAGAUGUGUCGUUCAGCUACCCUUCAAGAGAGGAGGUGGCGGUGGUUCAAAACGUAAGCUUAUCCGUGCAUCCUGGUGAAGUGGUAGCAAUCGUUGGUCUAAGUGGCAGUGGCAAAAGUACACUGGUUAAUCUUUUGCUACAACUGUACGAACCAACAAGUGGUCAGAUUCUACUAGAUGGGGUUCCUUUGAAAGAGUUGGAUGUCAAGUGGCUAAGGCAAAGAAUCGGAUACGUGGGGCAGGAACCAAAGCUCUUCCGCACGGACAUCAGUUCCAACAUCAAGUAUGGAUGUGAUCGUAAUAUAUCGCAAGAAGAUAUAAUAUCAGCCGCAAAGCAAGCCUAUGCACAUGAAUUUAUCACAGCACUGCCCAAUGGUUAUAACACAAUUGUUGAUGAUGAUCUACUCAGUGGAGGGCAGAAACAACGGAUUGCCAUUGCUCGUGCCAUCCUUAGAGAUCCUAGAAUUCUCAUCCUCGAUGAAGCCACAAGUGCACUCGAUGCAGAGAGCGAACACAACGUUAAGGGCGUACUUCGUUCUAUCGGAAACGACUCAGCAACAAAGAGAAGUGUCAUAGUGAUAGCACACAGACUUUCUACGAUUCAGGCUGCGGAUAGAAUAGUGGCUAUGGACAGUGGACGAGUCGUCGAGAUGGGCAAUCACAAAGAACUUUUGAGCAAAGAUGGCUUAUACGCGAGAUUGUCGAAGAGACAAGCGGAUGCUGUCCCACCGCCUCAGUACCUGAGACCGCCGUCUGGACCACCGCCUCCGGCGGAUCCUUACCACCAAUACUAUCAGCAUCAGGCGAGACCACCGGUGCCUCCGCCUACGCAGCCCGGUGGUCCUCCUACAUGGUACUCCAACCAAUUUCAUAACCCUCACUCUCCAUCGCCACCGCCUCCACCUCCGCCGCAGUGGGGACCACCUUCGCCGCAUUAUCCUCAAGGCCAACCUUACUCUUCUUCGGCUUAUACUCCUCACCAGCCGCCAUUCAACGCUGGAGCUAACGGUAACAGUCAGUUUCCUCCUCCAUCUGCCGGUGCGCCGAUUCCUCCGCCAUAUCCUCAGGCUAAUCAGGAAUGGGGCAAUCCAAGUUGGGGGUAUCAACAACAACAAGGUCACACCCCCCAAGCUAAUAGCAACGUCGAGGACUGGGCAGUGAAAGCCAAAGAAUGGGCAGCUGCGAACAAGGAUCAGCAAUUGCAGUCUGCACCGAACCAAACUAGCGGACAAGUCUACCAGCAGCAGUACCCUACUCAUGGCUAUCAAGAUGUUCAUCAACAGGCAGUUCCAGGAAUAAGCUAUCAGCAGCAGUUUCCAGUUCCACCCACAACACAGCCGGAGAGAUAUCCAAAUUAUGCAACAGGACACGAGAGUUUUCCUGGAGGUGGAUUGCCCCAAGAAAACCUGACUACCAGUUCUGCAAUUCAUCAGCAGGAGGUACCUUAUAGUUAUUCUUCUGUAGCAGGUAAUGAAGAGUCUGGAAAUGCAACACAACAUGAGGUGCAGAUAUCAUUGCCUGAUGCUGGGGGACCUGUUCGCACGGAGCAGCAUAUGCAAUAUGCAUAUGGAGAUCAAUCAGCUGUUCCACCUAGUAACCUUAGUGAUCAGCCUGUACAGUUUUCUACCAGAGAGAGUUCUGAUUAUUCUGGUGUUCACAAUGCAUGGCAGUCCCAUACAACAACCGGGGUAGUCUAUCCUCCAAUCCCUUCAUCGGUGCAGUCAAUACCUCAGAAUGACUCAUCUAUGGCUAUACCUCCUGUUUCGGGUCAUAUCAUGCCUCAAUAUGGAAGGUUUCCCCCACCAAACCUCCAGCCUGUUGGACCCCCAUAUGCUUUUGCGACAAAGCCGCCUCUUCACCCUGUUACAGCAUUCAUGGAUGACUCAUAUGCAGCAUCGUCUGUUCCUCCGAAAAAGGCUCCUGUACCUAACUGGCUCAAGGAAGAAUUAUUGAAGAAAAAAGCAGAUCUUGGAAGGCCUUCUUCAGGGAGUUUUGAGGGGAGAGAAUCUAUGGAUGAUGAUGUACUUUAUAAACCUCCUGCCAAAGCUGAUCAGCGUGACGAAAAAAGCUUCAGCCCCUCCAAAUCCUCUGACGAAGAAGAAGAGGAGGAUGAGGAUGAGAUGGAUGCAGCUAGAACAGCAGAAAUUAAUAUGGAGAUAAAGCGUAUCUUGACUGAAGUCCUUCUUAAGGUUACAGAUGAAUUGUUUGAUGAAAUUGCAACCAAAGUCAUUAAUGAAGAUGAAGCAAUACCUAAAGCUGACAGUGUACAGCACAAUCAUAAGUCGUCAUCAUCCAUUCUCUCCACAGCUGAUCCACUCCACAAGGCUUCGGCAAAGAUUUUAGUCUCCGUAGAAGGCGCUAAUGACAAAGCCAGUUCUAGCUCUCCAGCAGAUGUGCUAGGUCUUGCUAGCUAUGCCUCUGAUGAUGAUGAUGCUGAUACUGAUGCUGCUUCUAAUGAUGGAGUUGAGAGUCUUGGCGUGGGGUCAAGACACGAUGUUAGUCAGCGGCCAAGCAGUGAGAAACUUCCUGAACCUGAAGCAAUGGCCAAUGCGAAAUUGGAUCCAAAAGUUGAAGUCAAUGCUAGUUCCGGCAAGAAUGGUAAGUCAGGUUUGGAGGAUUAUUCUCAAAUGCCAGGCUCCAGAAGAAAAGAUGAUGAGGCAGGUAGUACCAAAAUAUCAGAUGUAAGCGCCAACUCUGGACUUGAUGCUGAUACUUCAGGAAGCAGAAAAGAGCAUCCUGACAGAACUGAUAGUGAUAAAGAUGCAGUACUAGAUGAACCUCACGGGAAGAAUUCUGGCUUGAAAUCAGAUUGCAGCCUUCGUCAAGAUAGUAAUAAAACUUCUGGGAAAGACUUGAGUGACGAAGUGAGUACGGAUAGAAGUAGAACAGAUGAAACGAAAGGUGGGAAAGAGAAAGUAGAUUCUCAGAAUGGCUCAAAAGAUAGAAUGAAGGAGAAUGACUUAAAGUCAGCAGAGAAAGUUAAAGGCGUUGAAUCAAAUAAAAAAUCUACCGAUCGCCAUGAGAAGGAAAAGGAAGAAGAAAGGUCAAGACACAGGCGGGCUGAAAACUCGAGCAAGGACAAAAGAAGACGUUCUCCAACCAGUAAUGAAUCUUCUGAUGAUUCAAAGAGGAAGUCCCGUUCUAGAAAAAGGAAUGUAUCACCAUCUCCUGUGAGGUCCAGAAGAAAACGCUCUUCUCCAUCCAGUGAUGAAUCCUCUGAUGAUUCAAAAAGUCAUCUUCGGAAAGAAGAAAUCGGUCACCAUCUCCAGAAAGGUCCAGAAGAAGACAUGUUUCUUCGCGGUCACCACAUAGCAAGCAUUCUCAGCACAAGAACAUUCUCUACUCUUCUCAUGAAAAAUCCAGGUCAAAGCGGUCAAGAUCCAGAUCAAGAUCACCCCACAGGCGCCAUCGUGCUAAAUGAACACUCAAGCAAACUGGGUCUUCGAGCUGGGCUGUUGUCAAUUUGGCUAUCUGGGUUUCUUCUAAUCGCUCUCUCUUUCUACGGCACUCAGCUUCUAUCUCCAACUUCACUCAAUGAUCCAUUUAGAUACUCUGGCGAUUCUAUUGCUGCUGCUCCAAGAAUCACCAUUUUCACUUCUUUCAAUGGGGAAGAAAAUAGCCAAGCUUUACUUGCUCUUCAUUUCAUAUCUGCUUUGAAUUAUGCUCACGAGCUUAAUCGUGAUUGGCUUCUUGUUUCUUCACCGUGGAAAUUCCUAGUUUCCCGUUCCGAUUGGGACGAAACAAGACAUUUUUGGCGUCAGGGCAAUGGGAAAAGAGUGAGAUUUGGGGAGAAAGAUGAGGCAGUGCCACCAUUGAAGUUUCCUUUUGACCUGGAGUCUCUUCUCCCAUUAGUUGCAGACAAGAACAGAACUGUUGUACUUUCAUUGCUGGUUUGUGCCCUUGAUGAUGAAACUUAUCAGUUUUCUUUAUUGCAGGGUCUGCCAGUUUUCUUUGAUCCAUUCGCUCCAAAGAAUAUAGCUUCAAUGACUGCCACUUUGGAUCAAAGUAUGUAUAUUGGUUCAGAAACCCGUUGCCUCUGCUUCAAUCUUUCGGUCCUUCUGUUCUUACCGCACAAUCCGAUGAUACCGGUAAACAGACCAAGGCGCUUGAACUCGGGAUUCUACUUUGCACGUUCAGAUGGCCCGACUAUAGCAGCAAUGGAGAAAGUGGUAAAGCAUGCUGCAACCUCCGGUCUCUCGGAACAGCCUAGCUUCUACGACACUUUAUGCGGAGAAAGAGAGCUGUUCCCGAACGAGCUUACGGAGAUCUAUGCUGAAGGAAGACGUAAGAGAGAGUGCGAGAAGAAGCAUUGCUUCGUUCUACAUACAACUGGAUCAGUGGGAGGACUGAAGAAACUCGAACGCCAAAUGAUGAAGGUCUAUGGGAAUAUGACGCAUCCAUGAGGAUGUGUGUGUAGAGAUGACAAGGUUAUACAAGUUAGAUACUUAGAUGGGAGUGGGACAUUCAAAGGCUCUUGGUAUUGGAUAUAGUUAUACAAAUUGUGUUUAUUUAUUGUAUUGUUGUAUGAAAAUAGUUUUAGGAAUAUGAACUUGUAAACUGCAAAUUAUUUGCCAGAGAUGAAACAAAUAUAAAUUGAUUUUGAGGAU
Molecule: messenger RNA, 6197 nt
Organism: Arabidopsis arenosa
Lineage: Eukaryota; Viridiplantae; Streptophyta; Magnoliopsida; Brassicales; Brassicaceae
Source: the annotation of a GenBank genome assembly